This is a messenger RNA of Doryrhamphus excisus (bluestripe pipefish), 861 nucleotides long. The record is from RefSeq and is a predicted model, not a curated record. Lineage: Eukaryota; Metazoa; Chordata; Actinopteri; Syngnathiformes; Syngnathidae.
GGCCAGGGCGGCUGGAGCCGCUUGGGUUGUGAAACACGCAGCAUUUCUCCUUAUCAGACCAGCUGUCUCUGUGAACACCUGACACAUUUCGCUGUGCUCCUGGUCGCAGGGCUCUACGUUAAAAACAAAAAUGACUUGCCCAUGGGGAAUCCUUAAGGACGUAUCCAGGGAACCUCUCAGCGAAACCGACAGUCAGAUUUUAACAGUCAUCUCCUAUGUGGGUUGCGGUUUAUCUUCUAUCUUCCUGGGCAUCACGCUCCUCACUUAUCUGGCUUUUGGGAAGCUGCGUGGGGACUACCCAUCUAAGAUACUCAUCAACCUGUCAGCCGCCUUGCUGGGACUGAGCAUGUUUUUCCUUCUGGACUCCUGGCUCUCGUCCUUUUCCAACUACAGCCUAUGCAUCGUUACCGCUGCCGUGCUGCACUACUUUCUGCUGGCCUCCUUCGCCUGGAUGGGCCUGGAAGCUGUGCACAUGUACUUCGCUCUGGUCAAGGUCUUCAACACCUACGUGCCCUCUUACAUCCUCAAGUUCUGUGCUGUCGGAUGGGGUGUUCCGCUGCUCGUAGUGGGCCUGGUGCUGGCCAUAGAUAAAGAUGCCUACGGCAGCACAGUGCCCACGCAGUCUGCAAUGGCCCUUCAUUCCAGCGACCCUUUGUGAGGAUCAUUUCCAGUAGCAAAUGUGCCGAAACAGCAACACAUCAACGUCUUCAUGCUGUACAUAGCCAUGCUUUUUGUCACACCUCCUAGUUGCUGGCUGCAGGACCACAUCUUCUUCUACACAACGGUGGUGGCCUUCGUGCUCCUUGUCCUCUUAGGCAACACGUCCGUGUUUGUGCUGGUCCUGGUUCAGAUCCGACGGAU